Molecule: messenger RNA, 8237 nt
Organism: Vidua macroura (Pin-tailed whydah)
Lineage: Eukaryota; Metazoa; Chordata; Aves; Passeriformes; Viduidae
Gene: KDM4A
Product: lysine demethylase 4A
Exons: 22
Coding region: 3139-6306 (1055 amino acids)
Biological process (GO): chromatin remodeling
Cellular component (GO): nucleus
Molecular function (GO): histone H3K9 demethylase activity; histone H3K36 demethylase activity
Source: RefSeq, a predicted model, not a curated record
GCCUGAUCUGCCCUCUGAGCCAGCACUACAGCUUGUGCCACACUACAGGCAGAGCCACCCUGCUUCCUCCCAGGGCCUGGUACUGACAUUCCUGAGCUGCACUGCUCAGCUUUUCCCAGCUAGAAAGGAUUUACCACAGCUGGCUUUUAUUUUUUUGGCCUCAUUUUCUCUGGUAUCAGCUUGAGACUUUUCCCACCCUCAGGUAUCAGUACCACACUGUGCUCCAGAUCUGAAGGGAAUGGUCUGGAGACAGUGCUGUAAGACACUUUAGCUUCUUCUAUUUAGAGUCUCAAACAGACCAACCAUAUUUGCACUGAGCAAUGGAGCUGGGCUAUUACUGCUGUCUUUUUUUUUUUCCCCUGGUAAAAAUUUUCCAUUCCUUAGUUAUACCAGGUAGCCCCAAUGCAGCCUGAGAUAAGCAGCUCUGUAAAGGCCAUAGUUUGGCAGGUGGGACAGCAGCUAAAUGGCAGCCAGUCAAAGGUGAAUUUCUGGGCACUGAGGUGCCCUUCUGCCCUUUCUAUUUUCAUAUUUUUUAUGCAUACUAUUGAUGCUUGUAGCAGGAGCUGUGCAGGCACUGCCCAAGCUUGGCUUGCCUCCUCGUGAUAUUAACUCACAGGAUCAUAGAGUAGUUUGGGUUAAAAGAGACCUUUAAAGAUCAGCUACUCCAAAUAACAUCCUGACCAAGCAGUAUCCCUUUGGGAUACCAUUGCUUUAAAUUUUGUUUUUCAAAGGCAAAAUAAUUGUUAAAUAAGGAAAAAGGAAUAGCUGUAACACUGAAAAAAUCUGAGCAGACUGCACAGUAGCUUGGCAACUCCUUCCCCCACAGUGCUCGAAUUUCUUGUCCUCAGCAACAUUGCCAUUUUCAUUUGUUACAUUUCCUAGUUAAGAGUGACUUUUUUUUUCUCUUUUUCCCUUUUUUUCCUGUUUGACCUGGUUCAUUUCUGAGGGCAGGAGCAAUACUGAUCCUUCCAAUUAAAAGUUCAUUGUUGACCUUUUGCCAGUUAUAGUAAGCAAUCUCAGUCCCCAGUAACAAUUACAGGUUAUCGAGCUUCCAUGCCUACACAUUUCUGCUCACAGGAGCAUUCUGCCACUUGUCAUCUUGAAAAGCCUGACUUGUGUCUCCUGAGGGCAGCAGGGCAAGGGAGGUGAUUCUGCCCCUCUGCUUCACUCUUUUGAGACCCCACCUGGAGCACUGUGUCCAGCUCUGGGGUCCAAACACAGGAAUAACAGAAUAACAUGCACCUGCUGGAGCAGGUCCAGAGGAGGUCACAAAGAUGCUCAGAGGGCUGGAGCACCACUCCUGUGAGGACAGGCUGAGAGAGUUGGGGCUGUUCAGCCUGGAAAACUGAAGGCUCUGGGAAGCCUUACACAAUUUCCUGUGCCUAAAGAGGGAAUUGGAGCAGGACUUUUCACAAGGGCCUGUAGUGAUAGGACAAGGGGGAAUGGCUUUGAACUCAAAAGAGGGCAGGAUUAUAUUAGAUGUAAGGAAGAAACUCUUCCCUACAAGGGUGGUGAGGCACUGAAACAGAUUGCCCAGAGAAUUUAUGGAUGCCUCAUCCCUGAAAACGUUCCAGGCAAGGUUGGAUGGGACUUUGAGCAACCUGUUCUAAUGGAAAGUAUCCCUGUCCAGUGCAGGAGUGUGGAACAAGAUAAUCUUCAAGGUCUUUUACAACUCAAACCAUUCUGUGAUUCUGUGAUAAUAGAAAGUUGGCGUUUCUUGACUAAAGGAUGACAAGUGCAGCUACCAAGGCACCACAAUGGCUAGAAAUGCAAUUUGUCUCAAAACUGUUACCUGACAGUUGUUUGACUUUUUAUAGGAGGCUUUGUGUUGUGCCUGCUGCUGCUGUAAUCCGCUUUGGGGGUUUGGUCUGUAUAUACCUGGCGACUCAAGAUCUGAGCAGGUCAGAGAGGCAGCAGACAGGGAAAGCCUGUGCUGGAGGGGUGUUUUGUCAGGCCUUUCGGGGCUGCUGCCUGCCUCUAGCAUGACAGCAAAGGAAACACGUAAUAGGAGAAACAGGGUGAAAUUAAGGUUUUACAUAGGCAUGAGGGACCAAGUGUGGUCUCUCAGGAUAGCUGUGAACUUUUUCAGGUGGGUUGUGCUUAUUUUCAAGGUUUCUCCCCGGCACUUAGAGAUUUAGAAUGCAUUUAGCACAGCAGAGUCUGAAAAUCGCAGCCAGUCCCAGCCAAGGAGAGGUCGGUGUCCCUAGACAGGGUCUGUUAAGCACUCGGCCCUGUACACACUCAAAGGCAUUUGCUGCUAAAGCCGUACUCUCAGGUGCCAGUCCUUGACACAAACGGUGGCGGAUUAUUGGCAACAUCCGCUGGCUACGGCGGCACUUUUCCACGUUUCUAGAUGACCGGACUGUGCUGGCCAAGCGCCCUGGCGUGGGCCGGGCCUGGUGCUGGUCCAGCCUCAGUCUGCGUUCGCUGCCAAACGUUUGCAAAGCAUCGAAUUCUACUCUGGCUUUGUUUACACACGGAAACUGUAGGAGUAUAAUUAGCGGGGUUCGUGUGCUCGGCUGGCAGACGCCUGUUGUGUGUCACCGCUCCGCGCCCGAAACUCAGCCGCUCACUGCAGCACCCACGUACCCGGGGUUAGCGUCCACCUCGCGCUGAGCGCCCGCUGGACCGGGAUCAGUUUCACCCGGCGACACCCCGCGGGGCCCGGAGGCGGGGAGCGGGCGGGAUACAGGAGGGGUGCGGGAAGGAUGCGGGAAGGCUGCGGGAAGGCUGCGGGAAGGCUGCGGGAAGGAUGCGGCGGAGCCCCCGCCGUGGCUGCGCGGGCGGAAGGCGCCGCGGCGCGGCCCGGCUCCACCGCCCCCUAGCAACCGCCUGGCCCCGCCUGCCUAGCAACCGCCCCGCGCCCGGCCUCCUGAUUCGCCGCCCAGCCCCGGCCGGCCGUCGAAUUCCUAUUGGCUGCGAAGAGGGCAGCGGGCAGCGAUUGGCUGCGGCGGCGGAGGGAAGAGGCGGGGCGGCCGGGCGGGGUUCGGGCGGAGCGGGGCGGCCGCGGUGGCGUCGGCGGCCCGCAGGACUCUUUGGGCGCGUGGUGCGGAGGGAUACGUCGGCCGGACGUUGGUACGAGGGUCGGGCGGGGGCGGCGGAGGAGCGGGACGCGCUGCCGACGGCCGGCCCGGCAUCAUGGCCUCGGAGCUGGAGAGCCUCAACCCCGGGCAGCGCAUCAUGACCUUCCGCCCCACCAUGGAGGAGUUCCGCGACUUCAGCCGCUACAUCGCCUACGUGGAGGCGCAGGGCGCCCAUCGCGCCGGCCUGGCCAAGAUCGUGCCGCCUAAGGAGUGGAAGCCCCGGCAGUGCUACGAUGACAUCGACGAGCUCGUCAUCCCCGCGCCCAUCCAGCAGGUGGUGACGGGGCAGUCCGGGCUCUUCACGCAGUACAACAUCCAGAAGAAGGCCAUGACGGUCCGCGAGUUCCGUAGGAUCGCCAGCAGUGACAAGUACUGCACACCCCGGUACACAGACUUUGAAGACCUUGAACGAAAAUACUGGAAGAACCUUACAUUCAAUGCCCCCAUCUACGGGGCUGAUGUUAAUGGCACUCUCUACGACAAGCAUGUAGAUGCAUGGAAUAUUGGCAGAUUGAAUACAAUCCUGGAUAUUGUAGAGAAUGAAAGUGGCAUAACCAUCGAAGGAGUGAAUACUCCUUACCUGUAUUUUGGCAUGUGGAAAACUUCCUUUGCUUGGCACACUGAGGACAUGGAUCUCUACAGUAUUAAUUACUUGCAUUUUGGGGAACCAAAGUCAUGGUACUCCAUCCCUCCAGAGCAUGGGAAACGGCUGGAGAGACUUGCAAAAGGUUUUUUCCCAGGAAGUGCCCAAAGCUGUGAAGCAUUUCUCCGACACAAGAUGACUCUCAUCUCUCCAUCAAUUCUGAAGAAAUAUGGAAUUCCAUUUGAUAAGGUGACACAGGAGGCUGGAGAGUUCAUGAUAACCUUCCCUUAUAGCUAUCACGCUGGCUUUAACCACGGCUUUAACUGUGCUGAAUCUACCAACUUUGCUACUCUUCGGUGGAUUGAGUACGGGAAGCAGUCGGUGCUGUGCUCAUGUCGAAAGGACAUGGUGAAGAUCUCCAUGGAUGUAUUUGUGAGGAAGUACCAGCCAGACCGUUACAAGCUUUGGAAAGCUGGGAAGGACGUGACUGUCAUUGACCAUGCUCUUCCAACCCCAGAGGCAGCAGAGUUCCUUAAAGGGGAUCUCAUGCAAAAAGUCAAGAGUGGGAAACAGUGUGCUGAGGAGAUGGAGACAGAAGAGAUGUGUAAAGAGGAGGUGGAUGGGGAUGAGACAAAAAGCAUCCCCAAGCACCGCAUAGGAACAAAAAGGCACAGGGUCUGCCUGGAAGUGCCUCAGGAGGUGAGUGAGAGUGAGGCCUUCCCUAAGGAGGAGCUGAGCUCCACACAGUAUGAAGCGGACAUGGCAGAGCCUCGUGAGAGGCCUACGAAUGAAUUUGGGCAGCAAGGUGAACAAAGGAUCAAACUUCCAGAUCGUGUGGACUCAGCCAAAUUUGAAGAAUUGAAACCGGUGAAGCUUGAGGAGGAAGAAGACCAAGAAGCAGCUGCCCUGGAUCUCUCCAUUUCACAUGCUUCGAAUUCUACUUCAGUGUUGCCAGCUUCAAAGCAGAGUGCUACAUCCAGUAUUCAGUCCAGCUCACCUUCCUAUUCUUCAGACUCGGAAUCGUCUGAUCUGCUGGCAAAACGAACUCUUCCUGGGCCAGCCGGGGUGUUCACAGUGCACAGCUAUGCGAAGGGGGAUGCCAGCGGAUCGGACAGUGAACAGACUUCAGGGAAGAAAGCCAGUGCCAGCUCCGGUGUCAAUGAGCAAGAGCUGACAGAGGUGGGAAAGGAGUCCAUAAGCUCCGUGAAGGAGAGUAAGAAAUCCAAGGGUCGUCGCCAGCCGUUGAGCAAACUCCCCCGUCAUCACCCGCUCCUGGUGAAAGACUGCAUCAGUGAUGAUGAGGCAUCAGAGCAGCUAACUCCUGAAGAAGAGGCUGAGGAGACAGAAGCAUGGGCCAAGCCACUGAGCCAGCUGUGGCAGAAUCGGCCGCCAAACUUUGAGGCUGAAAAAGAAUACAAUCACACCAUGGCCCAGCAGCCCCCAUACUGUGCUGUUUGUAUGCUCUUCCAGGCGUAUCAGGCAGAAUGUGAAGGCAGCAGUCAAAACUCUGGAGUAACUCCAGCUGCUGCUGAUGGGAAGAUCCGAACGAAACCCCUGAUUCCUGAAAUGUGCUUUACUGCAACUGGCUGCAGCACUGACCUCAAUCUUUCAACUCCAUACCUGGAGGAAGAUGGAACCAGUGUACUCAUCACCUGCAAGAAUUGCCAUGUCUGUGUUCAUGCGAGUUGUUAUGGUGUAUCCCCUGACAAGGCCACUGAAGACUGGAUGUGCUCCCGGUGUACAGAAAAUGCGUUAGGAGAGGACUGCUGUUUGUGUUCCUUACGAGGAGGAGCACUGCAGAGAGCCAAUGAUGACAAGUGGGUUCAUGUGAUGUGUGCUGUGGCUGUACUGGAGGCAAAAUUUGUGAACAUCGCAGAGCGGAGUCCUGUAGAUGUUGGCAAAAUCCCCCUGCAACGUUUCAGACUGAAAUGCAUCUUCUGCAAGAAACGGAGAAAGAGAAUUGCGGGUUGCUGUGUACAGUGUUCACAUGGCCGGUGUCCCACAUCCUUUCACGUCAGCUGUGCCCAAGCAGCAGGAGUCAUGAUGCAGCCUGAUGACUGGCCAUUUGUUGUCUUCAUUACCUGCUUCAGACAUAAGACUCCAUCUCAGGCUGAGCGAGCUAAGGCUGCACUCCAGGAUCUAUCCCCUGGACAGAUAGUCAUCAGUAAGCACAGGAAUGGUCGCUUCUAUCAAUGUGAAGUGGUCAGCCUUGCAAAGGAGACUUUCUACGAGGUCAACUUUGAUGAUGGCUCCUUCAGCGAUAACCUGUACCCAGAGGACAUUGUGAGUCGAGAUUGUCUUCAGUUAGGUCCCCCUGCUGAAGGGGAAGUCGUGCAGGUGAGAUGGACAGACGGACAAGUUUAUGGAGCCAAGUUUGUCGCGUCACACGCUAUCCAGAUGUACCAGGUGGAAUUUGAAGAUGGUUCACAGCUGAUGGUGAAAAGGGAUGAUGUAUAUACUCUUGAAGAGGAGCUUCCUAAGAGAGUGAAGUCAAGGCUGUCAAUCGCUUCAGAUAUGCGCUUCACAGAGAUCUUCGAAGAGAAGGAGGUCAGUCAAGAGAGGAAGAGACAAAGAGUGAUCAAUUCACGCUACCGUGAAGAUUAUAUUGAACCUGCCUUGUACCGGGCCAUCAUGGAGUAAACACUGCCUGUGGCAGAGGAAGAAGAUGCCCACCUCCCCCAAGGAUUUAAACGUUCCAGUACAACAGACCAUAUUUGGAUGCUUUGAAUCCAGGGUUUCUUCUGGGGUUUUGUUCUUUUAUAUUUUAAGGAAGCUAAAAGGCUGAUGCUCUGCAGUAGCUGUAAGGCAGCUGUUGUAUAGUGAAAGAGAUCCUGUUUGCUGAAGCUGAUGCCUGCAGACUGCUGGUCUGAAGUUGGGUCCUUACCAAAUAAGUCAGCUUGGGGAUGUUGCUUUCAUCUUGUUGAGCAGUCUUGCUUUUUCUUUAGAGACAAUUUUGACAGAUGGCAAACUCUUUGGGGAGUUGUUGCCAGGAAUCCUGGCAGCUGCAGAAUUGUAUGGUCUAUUGUUUUAACUGAAUAAUGUUCCUGAAUUUAGGAGUCUCCCUGGUGACCACACCUGGGUUUGAGCAGGCAGUAUUACUGGUGCUGGAAAUGGAACCUCUUUUAUAUUUAUAUCCAUUUUUUUUUGUUGCAAGCAGCUUCAGUCUCUUGUUUCUCAGCACCUCCUUUCUGAGGUUGAGCUGUAGGCUGUUCAAAUCUGAACAGACUGGAGGUGCUUGUGUGAACAGGUGAAAUGUGAAAUUGAAUCCUGUAGGACAAAUUAUUUAACCUUCCAUUUAAUAUUUUUGUUCUGAUAGUGCUUUUGACUUACUUAAUCAUGAGUUUAAUUGUUAAUAGUAUGUGCCUCAGAACCAGUGAAAUCUCUCUGGAGCCUUGUGAAGUGCAGCCUUCUAACAAAAAUAGGUGUUCAGCUCCCAAUAGACAUUCAGCUCCCAAAGAGUUUGUUUUGAGUUUCUCUAAGGCAAUAUGACUAAAGGGACAGUCCUAACUCUCCCUUCUUGAAAUCCAAGCAUCACAGUGUUGGGGAUGAUAGGGCAGUGGUAUCUGAAGCAGUGCUGCUCUGGGGCAGCACUGUAUGGUGUGUCCGCAGGCUUUUGCUUACAGCAGCUAAUACUGGGUCUGAGGCAGAUGAAGUAUGCACUGAGCUGUGUGUUCUAACUGAAAGGCUGUGCAAUGCUCUUCUGAAGCAGGAGUGCUGCUGUGUUGCUGUCUGGUAAAGGUUACUGUAGCAUUUUUAUAGAGUAUUAGGACACAUCUCAGUUGUGGUGGAGAGAAUUUGCUACCCAGCCAUAGGAAGCUGAGUUGAGCUGGGUAGUAGGUGUACCUGGAAGAUGUGCCAACUUGCUCCUAAUAAUUUAAGCAUUAACACAUCACAGUAGGAGCAAUGUAAAUACACGUUCCUUUCCCGUUCUGUAGGAAAGGGAUUUUAGGCUGUGGAGCAGAUUGGCCACCUUCUUUUUGCAUGGAAUCAUGGGGUGAAUUUUCCUACUGGAGAGAAUCAUGAUUGUGUGUUCUCCAGAAACUGUUCAAGAGGAGAAUUUUCUAAUGAAACAGACCUAAUGCAUCCCUGCUUCUAUAGGGACAUGGCAAUGUGUCUGCAAAGUCUGGAUUUGUAACUUUUUUCCUUUUGUUACAUAGGAGCGCUAUAAACCAAACCCUUCUGAAACCCCGGUGCAUCAAUUUGUGAUUAGCAAUAAAAUGUAGUAUUGCGUAGUGAUACAACUCUUGAUCAGAAAAGAAAUAAACUUCAACUUUUAUACAGAAAAUCUUUAGCCCUACAUUUUUAUAGGAUCAGAAGGAUAAAUAGCAAAGAUUUGCACACUGUUUUGCAUAGAGGUAAUCUGUCCUAUUUUUUGUGGUGGAAUACCUUGUUCAUCAGUAUUGGAAGGCUUAAACAGAUUCUGAAAGGAGAUAAUGGGGGGUUUUUGUGGUUUUUGGUUUGUUUUGGUUUUUUUUUCCCUUUUACCAUGUUCAAAACUUCUCAGGGUAUUAAAUGGCUUUCUGAUGAAUGGGAUAGUUGGCUUGAUAAAACCAGGAUUUGUUAAAACCUGA